CGUCCGCGCCGCAUCUGACCCAGAGCUGGGGCGGCACAGGGGCGGGGAGGCAGAGGAGGUAGCCGGGCUGGGUAUGCACCCCGGAGCCGGCCACCUCUUGUGAGCGAGGCAGCGUGCUGGCUCCGGGGGCGGGUCGGUAACGGGAGGGAGGCCCGCACGGACGCCGGGGCGCCUGGCCCUGCCGCUCGGGCUUCGGGGCGCCCCCAACGCGCUGAGGGUGGCCAGGACUCCGUUUCCGGGAGUGGGCGCCUCAGCCUCGGUCAGGUGAGGCUUAGGGGCAUGAUGGCAACCACAGUCAAGAGGCAGAGGCUGAGGAGGCCUGGCUGUUGGGCCUUGCUGCUUGUGCUCCUGGCCGACCUGUUGGCGCUGAGUGACACAUUGACUGUGAUGUCUGUGGACCUGGGCAGUGAAUCCAUGAAGGUGGCCAUCGUCAAGCCUGGAGUGCCCAUGGAGAUUGUUCUGAACAAAGAAUCACGGAGGAAAACGCCUGUGAUGGUGACCCUGAAGGAGAAUGAAAGAUUGUUUGGAGACAGCGCUGCAGGCAUGGCCAUCAAGAACCCGAAGGCCACCCUGCGUUACUUCCAGCACCUCCUGGGGAAGCAGGCGGAUAACCCGCACGUGGCCCUUUAUCAGACCCGUUUCCCUGAACACGAGCUGAACUUCGACCCACAGCGGCAGACCGUGCGCUUCCAGAUUAGUCCGCAGCUGCAGUUCUCCCCCGAGGAGGUGCUGGGCAUGAUUCUCAAUUAUUCCCGCUCCUUGGCUGAAGAUUUUGCUGAGCAGCCCAUCAAGGAUGCGGUGAUCACAGUGCCAGCCUUCUUCAAUCAGGCCGAGCGCCGGGCUGUGCUGCAGGCCGCCCGCAUGGCUGGCCUCAAAGUGUUGCAACUCAUCAACGACAACACGGCCACCGCCCUCAGCUAUGGUGUCUUCCGCCGCAAAGAUAUCAAUGCCACUGCCCAGAACAUCAUGUUCUAUGACAUGGGCUCCGGCAGCACCGUGUGCACCAUCGUGACCUACCAGACGGUGAAGACCAAGGAGGCCGGCAUGCAACCCCAGCUGCAGAUCCGUGGGGUGGGGUUUGACCGCACCCUAGGGGGUUUGGAGAUGGAGCUGCGGCUGCGGGAGCACCUGGCUGGGUUAUUCAAUGAGCAGCGCAAAGGCCAGGGAGCAAAGGACGUGCGCGAGAACCCGCGGGCUAUGGCCAAGCUGCUCCGUGAGGCCAAUCGACUCAAAACCGUCCUGAGUGCCAACGCUGACCACAUGGCACAGAUCGAGGGUCUGAUGGAUGAUGUGGACUUCAAAGCGAAAGUGACCCGAGCGGAGUUUGAGGAGCUGUGCACAGACCUGUUUGAGCGUGUGCCUGGGCCUGUACAGCAGGCCCUGCAGAGUGCCGAGAUGAACUUGGAUGAAAUUGAGCAGGUGAUUCUGGUGGGCGGGGCCACUCGGGUCCCCAAAGUUCAGGAGGUGCUGUUGAAGGCUGUGGGCAAGGAGGAGCUAGGGAAGAACAUCAAUGCGGACGAAGCAGCCGCCAUGGGGGCCGUGUACCAGGCAGCUGCCCUUAGCAAGGCCUUCAAGGUGAAGCCAUUUGUGAUCCGAGAUGCCGUGGUCUACCCGAUCCUGGUGGAGUUCACCAGGGAGGUGGAGGAGGAGCCCGGGGUGCACAGCCUGAAACACAACAAGCGGGUGCUCUUCUCCCGCAUGGGGCCCUACCCUCAGCGCAAAGUCAUCACCUUCAACCGCUACAGCCAUGACUUCAACUUCCACAUCAACUACGGGGACUUGGGAUUCCUAGGGCCAGAGGAGCUCCGGGUAUUUGGUUCACAGAAUCUGACUACAGUGAAGUUAAAAGGUGUAGGGGAGAGCUUCAAGAAGUACCCCGACUACGAGUCCAAGGGCAUCAAAGCUCACUUCAACCUGGAUGAGAGUGGGGUGCUCAGUCUGGACAGGGUGGAGUCUGUGUUUGAGACCGUGGUGGAGGAUAGCCCGGAGGAAGAAUCUACUCUGACCAAACUUGGCAACACCAUUUCCAGCCUGUUUGGAGGAGGUGCCACACCAGAUACCAAGGAAAAUGGUACUGACACUGUGCAGGAAGAAGAGGAAAGCCCAGCUGAGGGUGGCAAGGAUGAGCCCGGGGAGCAGGCAGAGCUCAAGGGAGAAGCAGAGGCCCCAUCAGCAGAAGAGACCACCCAGCCCCCAGCCCCAGAGCCGGAGGCGGACACAGGCCCUGAGGCAUCAAAGGCCACUGACAAGGAGACUGGGGACAAACCUGAGGCCCUGAAGCCAGGUGAGAAGGGGGAAGUGGGGCCUGAGGGCACACCUGCAUCCCCAGAAGAGAAGAAGCCCAAGCCAGCCCGGAAGCAAAAAAUGGUAGAGGAGAUCGGAGUGGAGCUGGUGGUUCUGGAUGUGCCGGACUUGCCAGAGGCUGAGCUGGCUCGCUCAGUGCAGAAACUGGAGGAUUUGACCUCCCGGGACCUGGAGAAGCAGGAGCGGGAGAAAGCUGCCAACAGCUUGGAGGCUUUCAUCUUUGAGACCCAGGACAAGUUGGACCAAGCCGAGUACCAGGAGGUGUCAACUGAGGAACAGCGGGAGGACAUCUCGGGGAAGCUCAAGGCCGCCUCCACCUGGUUAGAAGAUGAGGGCUUUGAGGCCACCACCAUGAAAUUGAAGGAGAAGCUGGCUGAGCUGAAGAAACUGUGCCAAGGGCUAUUUUUUCGGGUAGAAGAGCGCAGAAAGUGGCCAGAACGGCUAUCAGCCCUCGAUAAUCUCCUCAACCAUUCCAGCAUGUUCCUCAAGGGGGCCAGGCUCAUCCCAGAGAUGGACCAGAUCUUCACGGAGGUGGAGAUGACCACGUUAGAGAAGGUCAUCAAUGAGACCUGGGCCUGGAAGAAUGCAACAGUGGCUGAGCAGGCCAAGCUUCCUGCCACAGACAAGCCUGUGUUGCUCUCGAAAGACAUCGAGGCCAAGAUGAUGGCCCUGGACCGUGAGGUGCAGUACCUGCUCAAUAAGGCCAAGUUUGCCAAGCCCCGGCCCAGGCCCAAGGACAAGAAUGGAACCCGAGCAGAGCCUCCCCUCAAUACCAGUGACAGUGAGCAGGGGGAGAAGGUCAUCCCCCCAGCAGGCCAGGCUGAAGAUGUGAAGCCCAUCCCAGAACCUGGAAAAACAGAGACGCAAUCUGAACCUGCAGACUCAGAGCCUCUGGAGUUAGGCGGGCCUGGAGUAGCAGAGUCUGAACAGGAGCAGCCAGCACGACAAAAGCAGCCUGUGAAGAAUGACGAAUUAUAACCCUCACCUUCCGCCUCCUCGCCCCUCGUUUGUCACAACCCCUCCUUCUCCUGCCACUUCUAUUUAUUAAACAUUGAGAGGAGGGGUUGGUCCUGCCCUCUGGGACGCCUUUUCUCUCACCUGAGACUGGAGCAUGGAGAAAGGGAAGGAAGAGCAGCUCACCAGUUCCUUCUGGAACAGCUCUGUGGUUAAAACCAGAAUUUUCUCCAUCUCUCUCCCACCCCUGGCUUCUGACCCAUCCAGGCCCUACCCUGGGGAAGAAUCACUAUUGGGGCUUAAUGCUUUGCCUUGCAGGAGGGCGAGGGAACAACCUACAGUGGCUUGAAUGGGCCUGGAGGUAGACGAGUAUUUGGGACAUUGAUAGGUGUCCAUUCUCUGGGCACUUCCUGCCCUCCUCUCCCCUUCUACCAUGGAAUUACCGUCCCGUGUGCCCAGUGGCUGCAAUCGCCUGCCUCAGUUACCUACUUUGGUUUCUGAUUCUCUACUGGUUUCUCGCUCCAAGGUCCUCUCUUUCCC
Messenger RNA from Ochotona princeps (American pika), 3798 nucleotides. RefSeq names its product hypoxia up-regulated 1 (gene HYOU1). The record is from RefSeq and is a predicted model, not a curated record. Gene Ontology annotation, biological process: cellular response to hypoxia; endoplasmic reticulum unfolded protein response; negative regulation of hypoxia-induced intrinsic apoptotic signaling pathway. The transcript is spliced from 26 exons. Bases 280 to 3282 code for a protein of 1000 amino acids. Gene Ontology annotation, cellular component: endoplasmic reticulum chaperone complex. Lineage: Eukaryota; Metazoa; Chordata; Mammalia; Lagomorpha; Ochotonidae. Gene Ontology annotation, molecular function: ATP binding; ATP-dependent protein folding chaperone.